AUGCCUCCAACCCAGUGUUUUAACUGCAAAUCCGCGCGAGCGGUUAUAAUCCGACCGAAAAACCGCCACAAGCUCUGCAAAGAAUGCUUUCUAGCCAUAUUCGAAACAGAAACCCACCAAACAAUCAUAAACAGUUCGCUGUUCGCCCCGGGUGAACGAAUCGCUAUUGGCGCGAGUGGUGGAAAAGAUAGUACCGUUCUUGCUUCAGUGUUAAAAACGUUGAAUGCACGGUAUAAUUAUGGCCUUGACCUCGUUUUGCUUUCUAUUGACGAAGGCAUAAAGGGCUACCGUGAUGACAGCCUAGAGACAGUGAAACGAAACGCGAUCCAAUACGACAUGCCACUGGAAAUAGUCAGUUAUGGAGAACUAUAUGGCUGGACAAUGGAUCAGGUUGUUGCAGAGAUUGGGAAAAAGGGCAACUGCACAUAUUGUGGUGUCUUUCGACGCCAGGCGCUUGACCGUGGCGCUGCAAAGUUGAAUAUCAAGCACGUUGUUACUGGUCAUAAUGCCGAUGAUGUUGCAGAAACAGUAAUGAUGAAUCUGCUACGUGGUGAUCUUCCCCGCCUUGCUCGCUCGACUAGUAUCAUUACAGGUUCGGCUGCGAGUGAUAUAAAACGGAGCAAGCCUUUGAAGUAUGCAUAUGAAAAGGAGAUUGUCCUAUAUGCCCACCACAAGAAACUUGAUUAUUUUAGCACCGAGUGCAUAUAUUCCCCAGAAGCAUUUAGAGGAAGCGCUAGGACUCUUAUCAAAGAUUUAGAGAGAAUUCGACCCAGCGCUAUUCUUGACAUUGUCCGGAGCGGGGAGGACAUGGCCAAAUUGGUGCCACCUGAGGUAUGUGGAGGCUCUGGGUGCUCAUCUAUAAAUGCCAAUGGAGUCGACGAGCUCUCCGCAGGUGGCUGUGGUAGCCAGAAUGGAAGAAGCAGCGGCGGGGAAAUGGCAGACAUGGAGAAGAAGCUCACAGAAGAUGAAGCCGCCAAGCCUCGCGAGAUCGAGAUAUCCCUAUCUUCCCUUCCCCAGAAGCCUGGGAAAGCUGCCUCUACACAGCCCCCUGCAGCGGCCCAAAGCCGCGACAAAAAACAGAAGCCCCUAAAGGCCCAAACGAUGGGACAGUGUGAGAAAUGCGGUUAUAUGUCAAGCCAAAAAAUAUGCAAGGCUUGCAUGCUUCUUGAAGGAUUGAAUAAAAGCCGACCAAAAACGAGCGUGGAGCUUGUUGUUGGGGUUGAGGAGGAAGAAGGCAGCUCAACGUUAAUGAGACAAAUGGAAAGCAUUCAGCUAGCUGGAAGCUGA
Molecule: messenger RNA, 1287 nt
Organism: Nannizzia gypsea CBS 118893
Lineage: Eukaryota; Fungi; Ascomycota; Eurotiomycetes; Onygenales; Arthrodermataceae
Product: PP-loop ATPase superfamily protein
Exons: 1
Coding region: 1-1287 (428 amino acids)
Biological process (GO): tRNA wobble position uridine thiolation
Cellular component (GO): mitochondrion; cytosolic tRNA wobble base thiouridylase complex
Molecular function (GO): tRNA binding
Source: RefSeq, a predicted model, not a curated record